AAUCGGUAUUUUCUUCCUGUUUGAGAUUCCUAGUUAUUCUGUUUCAUAUAUUGUAACCAUAUUGUAGGAGUAUGUUUUGUCACGAGGUUAAAACAAAGUACUACCCAAAAGAGCGGCGGAUGCGGGGGUCCCUGUAUGUAGGCAUCAGCUUUGUGCGAUGUAAUUAGUCGUCCCUUCUAUGUGGUUACAUUAGACCUUCCGCCCGUACAGGGGCUAAAUAAUGCGGAGGAUUGUCUGCAUCAAGGCAGUGCAGAUAUAUACGAUUCAGGGCGACCCUGAUUCCUUCGACCUACUUUGCGCGAAUUGUCAUAAUAUUUUUCACUCGAAACUUCGACUGCAACAUUGUUACGAUGGAUCAUGAAAAACCUGAAGCGGUGAUUCCACCGCAAAUAUUCGAGUUCGAUAUCGAUCAAACUCGAAGUCGGACAAGUCCAGAUGCAGAGCCCAAUUACCCUGAAGACCGUCGGGAACGCCGAGGGGAGAGUUUGUGGAGAACACUUGGUGAACGGCACAUUAACAUGAUAGCAUUUUCUGGCACAAUUGGAAAUGGGCUUUUUCUUGGUAGUGGUCGAUCCCUUGCCGGAGCCGGACCAGGCGGCGCCGUCAUGGCGUACAUUAUUAUGGGAACAGUGGUUUCGUCUGUUAUAUCUUGCUUAGGUGAAAUGACCGCUCUUAUGCCUGUCAAUGCCCCAGUUGUGGAGUUCCCUCGAAGAUUCUUAGAUCGCGGCGUUGGGUUUGCCGUUGGGUGGAUGUAUUGGUUCGCGUGGGCUGUCACUGCCGCAGAAGAACUAGUUGCGGUUUCCGGAACUCUUGGAUUUCAUUAUGAUGAUGGAAGAACAUUUCUAGCUUGGACAAUUGGAGAGAGUGUCGACCCUGCUGUUUGGAUUGGAUUGUUCCUAAUAAUUGUUACUGCUAUCAAUAUGUUUCCUGUCAAAUAUUUCGGAGAACUAGAGUAUGCUUUCGGUUGCAUCAAGAUCAUUUUCAUCACGAUGGUCAUUGUUUUGAUGCUUAUUCUUGACACUAAGCAACCUAGCUCUGAUGCUUAUUACACAUCACCCCCGAACUCUAAAUAUUGGUGUCAUCCGUGGGGAUUCUUCAACCACGCCUACUCCGUUCGAGAUGAAACAGGAAACCUGCAGCGAAAGAUUGAAGGUCCUGCUGGCUCAUUCCUUGGGAUGUGGACAACUAUCAUUAAUGUUAUCUUCUCAUAUACUGGAAUGGAUAUUGUAGCAGCAACUGCGGCAGAAUCAAAAUCGCUUGCUAAUGCUGAGAGUAUGAAAAUGGCCGCAAGAAAGAUCUCCAUCCGUAUCGUUACUCUCUAUACUAUGGCCAUGAUCACAGCAUCUUUUAUAGUGCCAUACACUCAUCCUUUCAUCAAUGGAAAGGGACAAUCGGUUGGCGCACACUCAAUUUUUGUUAUUGCAGUCGUCGAAGCGGGAUUGCCAGCAAUGGCCCAUUUCUUCAACGCCAUCUUCGCUUUUGCAUCCUUUACUUGUGCUAUCAAUUCUAUGUAUGUGGCAUCGAGAGUCUUACAUACUUUGGCUUUACAGGAUCAGGCUGGACCAGAAUUUAUUGCAAGGAGAUUGAGGCAAACUCGAUCAGGUGUUCCAAUCAGAGCGGUAUUAGCAACGGCUGCUAUGGCUCUAGUGGCUUUCAUGGGUAGAACUGGCACAACUGCGAUUCGACUAAGUGAAUUGGCUUCAAAUUGCACUUCGUCGAUUCUUAUCGUCUACGCCACGAUUUGUGCUACUUAUCUCGGAUUUUUCCGGACACUCGAGGAUACAAAACUGUAUGGAAAUGCAUCUGAGAGGCAAGCGGCGCAUUAUAACCGCGAUCAUCCACGUUACCCAUACAAAUCGCAUGGUCAAUGGCUUAAAGGGUUUUAUGGCAUGACUGCAUGCAUUAUUCUCGUUACUUUUAACGGUGUUUCUGCAUUUCUUGAAAGACCUUUUGAUGCCAGAAGGUUCGUUGCGAGUUACGUGUCCGUUCCAGUGUUUAUUCUUCUAAUCAUAGGCUAUAAAAUCAAUAAACAUGGACUAAAAAUACGAAAUUGGGGUCCGGAAAGAUCAAAUGAUUUACGGAAUACAAUUCAAGCUGCGAGUGAGAAGAGAAAGGGAAGAUUGGAGUUUCCGGACCAGGGAAUUAGUAUGGAGAAUUUCAAGACGUGGGCGCACUGGAUCUGGGUUUGGACAAGAUAGGUUGUGCUGGAACACGACGAGUGUGGUGACGCCUUUGGAACUUCGUAUUGGGUGGUUUAUGAUUCCAUGAGAUCGGCUUGGGUAUGGAUCGGGUAUGGAGGAAUAAUUGAGGCUCAAAUAAUAUUGUAUCAUGAGGCUGCUACGGAACUACAAGAUGGGAAAGGAUACAAGAUACUAGGAUGGGAUAAAGAAGGAAACUGAAUAAGAUCGGCGUACAGGCGCGGAAUAGGUCAACGGAAAGAAUGUUGCACAAUAUCGAGUCAUCAAAAACAUUUUUUAUAAUAUAGGGAGGAUACUUGGGAGUGAGAACUCCUACUAAUAUUGAAAUUUAUCCAGUAUAUUAGCGUACGCUAGCGCAUGAUGUAAUAUAUUAAAAAUCAAAUAGACUAGCAAAAUCCUAAAAAUCCUAAAA
Messenger RNA from Botrytis porri, 2610 nucleotides. RefSeq lists its product as uncharacterized. The transcript is spliced from 12 exons. The coding region runs from base 351 to 2198 and encodes 615 amino acids. Gene Ontology annotation, cellular component: membrane. Gene Ontology annotation, molecular function: amino acid transmembrane transporter activity. NCBI's taxonomy places the organism in Eukaryota, Fungi, Ascomycota, Leotiomycetes, Helotiales, Sclerotiniaceae. Gene Ontology annotation, biological process: amino acid transmembrane transport. The record is from RefSeq and is a predicted model, not a curated record.